Messenger RNA from Rosa rugosa (rugosa rose), 594 nucleotides. RefSeq lists its product as uncharacterized. Lineage: Eukaryota; Viridiplantae; Streptophyta; Magnoliopsida; Rosales; Rosaceae. Bases 1 to 594 code for a protein of 197 amino acids. The transcript has a single exon. The record is from RefSeq and is a predicted model, not a curated record. Gene Ontology annotation, molecular function: RNA-DNA hybrid ribonuclease activity; nucleic acid binding.
AUGCGUCCUCCCCAAAUCUCCCAAAGUCAUGUCCAUCAUCACAACCCCAACCGUCCCACCCACAGUGUGCCUUACCUUCAUACUUCUUACCUUUGGAAACCACCACCUCACGGACACAUAAAGAUAAAUUUGGAUGCAAAUUGGGCAAUUGAUACUCACCUCGUUGGGUUGGGCGUAAUUGCAAGAGAUUGCCGGAGUAAGAUGAUUGAUGGUGUUCAUUCGAUUGGUCAAGCUUUUUCGGCACACGAAGCAGAAGCCCGUGCAGCCAUCCUGGCUUGCAAUCUUGCCGAAAAGCUCUCCCCUGUUCCAAUCAUCAUCGAAUCAGACUCAAAGUGUUUGAUCGAUGCCAUCAACUCUCCCUCAACUUGCAAAAUCUGGAGCAUCUACCCUGCAGUUGCAAAGAUCAAGAACUCUCCCUCCUUUUGGCAGCGUAUUGCUUGGUCAUGGGUCUCAAGAAAAGCGAAUUCGGCGGCAGAUCACCUCGCCUCGCUUGCGGUGCGGAGAAUGUGCCCGGACGUCUGGAUUGAUCGUCCGCCAUCCUCCCUUGUUGGUAUUCUAUCAAGAGAUGGAUUGCCCUGCCCUCCAUCUUCAUGA